Podospora pseudocomata is the source of this 1717-nucleotide messenger RNA. RefSeq lists its product as uncharacterized. Lineage: Eukaryota; Fungi; Ascomycota; Sordariomycetes; Sordariales; Podosporaceae. Bases 350 to 1717 code for a protein of 455 amino acids. The record is from RefSeq and is a predicted model, not a curated record. The transcript has 4 exons.
CUCUAAAAGAUAAAACGGCGGCCUUCCAUCCUUGGGGAACCGGAGGUGUUUGGGGGAAAAGCUGGACAUGUCAAGCCUCACAUCAUCACAUGCUUUCUCGUGCCUGCGGCCUGCCUGGCGCCAUCUCGUGCCAACCUAAAAAGAGGACCCCGGGGCGUCUCGUGUAUACCGGUCGUGGCUUCCUUAUCUUGGUCGCCAGCGUCACACAUCGCCAUCAUUAAGGUUUCUUGUGUGGGGAGGCCCACCACAAAUAGCUAUCAUUGCUCUUUCCCCCCUCCUCCCACUCUCUGCUCUGCUCUGCUCUCGCUGCCCUCUGCCCUCUGUCAUCUGGAAACAUCGGACAGCAGCCAUGGAGCGAUCAGAUUGCCUGAUCCCCAGAUGGGACGAGAAUAGAACUGAAUUUGACAAGUUCGAGCUCAACUUCAGAGGAUGGUGCUACCUUAGGCCCGACAAGGUUUACUCCGCCACGACAAUUCUCGCCGGCUACUUCAUAGAUGCAACCUGGACUCCGAGUGUCGACUGGGAGAUCACCGUUCAGGAACCCACCCCCGAGACCCCAAUUUCGCCCCUGCCUGGUCGAGAAGGCCUGGCCUAUGUGGCCCUCAACAUUCUCUUUACAACCACCGACGGCGGCUCCGAAAAGCUCGCAAGCGAGAGCAAUUGCCGCUCAUACUUCAACGAGCUAUCGAAACAGCUUUUAUGGCCCUGUCUUGAUGCAUCUCGCAACAAGAUUCAGAUUGACUUUGUGACGUGGAAGUUGGAACCCAGUUGGGGCUAUUCCACUGCCUUCUCACGGUACUGGCUCAAGGGUUGGUCGCAUAAGCCCACCCAGCAGCAGAUGGAGCUCCCAGCUUACAACAUCAGUUACGUUCUGCGCGAUCUCACCAACCUCGAGGGCCUUCGUAAAGGGGAUACUUGUCACGAUUCUUGUCCCAAGGGGGCCGUGGUGGAGUGCACCAAGCACCUCUUACGCCAGGCUCAGCAGGAGCUCGCCGAUGUCCGCAAAAUUGCCAGCGGCGCAUUGAGGCAGCCGUUUGGUGCAGAGGAAGAGGAGAACGUGGAGGCUCUGAUUGAGGAGAACAUCCGUCAUGCACUUGCCACCAACAACUCAAUUAGAGCCAUCCUCAACAUUCUGAAUCGGAAUGUUGGCGUGGGCCGCAGCCGCUUUUUCUUCAUGCGGAUCCUCCGUCGAAUCCUCAACCGGCCCAAGUACUUGAACAUGGUCAUAACCGACAAGACCUUCGGGAGCAAGAAAGAGUCCAUGUCUGGUGAUGUUAAUUUCUUCGAAUGCAUAGCCAGGACUAUGGCUGGCCACAUUCGUUUGAGGAGUGCCGCUACUCGUCACAAGCUCCGAUGUCAUGUUCAAGAGGCCGUCUCGGGAACCCUCGAGGAAACACAACUUGUCGGCUACUUUGGCCUGGUGGCUGCGAAGGUCGGUCAGCAGGCUCAUCAUGAUGCCGCUCUCGACAAAGUCGGCCAGCAUUACUUCGACGCAUUUUGGGAUGUUGAAGCGGAUAUCGAGGCCCUUAUUCAGAUUCUGGACAAUGAGUAUGCCGCGAAUGGCGAGAAAAUGUUCAGAAAGAAGAGAAAGGCUGUCCCGAAGGGCACACCCAGGUGUCUGUUGGAAAAGGCUGCUCUGAAUGAGAAGCUGGACAAGCUGGAGAACGACUCGGACUCGGAGCUGGAGAUGGACGAGGAGUACGAUGAGAAAUGCUGA